This is a messenger RNA of Entamoeba invadens IP1, 1746 nucleotides long. RefSeq lists its product as hypothetical. The coding region runs from base 1 to 1746 and encodes 581 amino acids. The transcript is spliced from 2 exons. The record is from RefSeq and is a predicted model, not a curated record. Lineage: Eukaryota; Evosea; Mastigamoebida; Endamoebidae.
AUGCCAGAAAAAGACAAGCGUCUGAUACAACUUCGUCGCAAUUUGCACAAACUAAGUAAAUCAUUAGAGGACGCGAAGUAUGACCGAUCUCAUGCCACAGCUCCUUUUAAAGGCUUAGACAAAGUCGAGCAUUACUUAACUAAAAUUACUGAAGUGAUGUCAGAUAAUACUGUUAUAACCCAAGACUUCUCUCCUGAACUUAUUGUCGAGUUUUUAGAUUGUUGGGACGCGAUUUUGGAACAUGUCAUUCGAAUGCCGCAACACAAAUUGAUCCCAAAUCUGUAUAUUCUUAUGUGCCAAAUCGUCGAAAUCAAACAACUCCAACCGAUGUCACUCGCAGACUUCCCAGCACCCGACGAGGUCUCUCCGCAAAUCGAAAAGCUCUUGGUCUUUUAUUACAACAAUUUGUCAAAGACGGCGUUGUACUGCUUACUUGCGUUGUCCUCUGCUGAAGAGGUCGAAACUGCUGAGAAGAGAGAAAAGAAGUCUACGUCUCUAGCUGCUUCUCCAGCCAAGAAACGAACGUUUGAAUUCCAAACUAAAGUUCGGCCGUUUGCCGAAGACUUUUACGAAGAGGCUGCCCGUGUCUUUGUUUUAGUUUCCAUCAAAAUCACAUCUUUAUAUGAAAAAGUUCUUCAAACGGUUCGUUUUGUGACUGCGGGGAAAGUCCUCGACAAAGAAGAAAAGGAAGAAAUAUUAAGUGAAGAGAUGAAAGAGAACUUCCCCGUCUUUAAGAAGUGGGAAAGUUAUGAGAAGUUCAUAACAGGGAAGAACAAACAGUGUUUGAAGUACUUCACUGCACUGAGUGAAUUUGAAAGCUCGUGGUUAGUCCAUUUUGAGUAUAGAGGACGCUUUGAAAUGCAAUAUAUGAGAUGUUGGAUCGAACAUGUGACUUUGUUUGCAAAGGAUGAUAUUAAAGAGUUUCCCGGCUACAAAAUCUUCCACAACGAAAUCCUCGCGUUAACUGAAUUCCCAAGUGACAUGUUCUCACCUUCAUUUGUCUGCGCGGAAGCAUUUGGGGCAUUCAGUUUAGUUGACGAAAAUGUGUAUACCACUGUGAUUGAAAAGAAGUCGAAGAAGACGAAUUUCUAUGACGUGGAUGGGAUGGGCGAUUUAUUGUUAGUUGAGCAUUUUAUGUACACGUAUUUCUGUAAUACCAAUUUUGAAGUCCCGAAGUUUAACAGCGAUCUCUUUGUCAAGAUUCAUACGAAAAUUCUUGAGAGCGACUCGUACGCAUUGACAUGUUUGACUCUAUCUACCUUGUACCAAGCACUUCUUUGUGUCAGUUUUGAAGACCGAAAGGCACUUGUCAAUUACGUCCUUUCAAAGAACUUCUUUAAUAAAAUGUUUUGUCAUUGGAAUCAUUACGUGCGAAUGUUUUUCUGCGAGUUACUCUUGUACAGGUCGACGAUGUCCCCCUCAUGGAAUCGAGUCAAAACUAACACUUUGCUUCCUCCGGAAAAGAAGACGUACGACGCAGCAAAGUUGAGUGGGUCCGACAUGCUCAAAUUCGACCAAAACACGCUCGACUGCAUCAAGCAGAACAUCUCGAAUUUGAAGGCCGCACAGAAGAACCCAAACCUCGUUGCAGACAAAAAGGUGAUUAAGUACGUCCAACACGGAAUAAAAGACUACGACGCUGAGAUGAAAGACUAUACUGCCUGGGAGAAAAAUAAUCCGUUGGCCCCUUUGUAUAACAUGCUCGAGAUGACUCGACUCAACAGACUCGAUCAGAAUGUGAUGUAA